Messenger RNA from Solea senegalensis (Senegalese sole), 1203 nucleotides. Its product is annotated as dynein regulatory complex subunit 5-like. Lineage: Eukaryota; Metazoa; Chordata; Actinopteri; Pleuronectiformes; Soleidae. Gene Ontology annotation, molecular function: protein binding. The record is from RefSeq and is a predicted model, not a curated record. Gene Ontology annotation, cellular component: sperm flagellum. The coding region runs from base 1 to 1203 and encodes 400 amino acids. Gene Ontology annotation, biological process: flagellated sperm motility. The transcript has 3 exons.
AUGGACAAUCUGGAAGUAGGAACAGAAGGCAGUGCAUUGCAGGACUCGGCCGCCAUCAAACUCGACAAAGACAAACUCAAGGCCUCUGGAAAGUGUGGCGAGAUGAGGAGCAUCUCUGAUCCUUGCUGGACCCAGGAGCUGAUGCCUCCUCUGUCAAACCUCUGCCUGCAAAGUAUCGUGAGCAACUUUGAGGAAAACCCUAUAGUUGAACAACUUAGACCCGGCGAGAAAGACUUUAUUCUCAAGCAUCUCUUCACCGAUCUUCCCCUGCACAUGACGGCAAACCUGAUAAGUGACGGCGUCUAUUGGAGGCGGUGCUGUGAGCGGCAGUGGGACCUCUGCGACGUCUCCGAUUACGGCCACAGCUGGAAGCGGAUGUUCUUCGAGCGGCGCCUCGAGAGCAUGAUCGAGCUUUUCAUCCCGGACGCAAGCGAUCCCGAGGUGAUCCUCGACAUGGUGCAGCACUGCAGGGACUACAUCAAGAGGCUGAGCAUUUCCCAGCUGCUGCUGAGCGACAACGAGUCCUCCGCGGACCACUUUGACUUUGGCAUCCUGCUCGACAAGCUGACCAGCCUGGAAGAGCUCCAUUUGAUCUACAGGGUCAAAAAAUGUGGGAUGAACUUCGAAUGGAAGAUGCUGGAGAUGAGCGAUCGUGAUUGUGAGUCCCUCGCCAAGGCCAUCGAGUCCUGCAAAACUUUGAAGCGACUGAGGCUCCAACUGAGCAACAUUGACGAUAAUCAGUGCCACCUGCUGGUCAAAUACCUUUUGGACCACCCGAGCCUGAGGGAGCUGGACUUUUCCCACAACCUGAUCAGUGACGGCGGAGCCAAAGCCAUCGCCGAGCUGCUCACCAGGAGUAAACUGGAGAUCCUCAACUUGUUUGACAACGAUAUCAGAGACAAAGGUGCCAAAGCGAUCGCUCAGGCCUUGUCCGAGAACUCCACCCUGUUGUCGCUCAACCUGCGUCUCAACCGCGUGAAAGACGAGGGAGGUCAGGCCAUAAGUGAGGCUCUGCUGAAGAACAACACCCUCCAUCACUUGCACCUCGGAGCCAACAAGGUGACAGGGCCGACUGCCGUAGCGUUGUCUGAGGUGCUGGCUCAGAAUAACAUCCUGAGGAGCAUCAACCUCUCCUGCAACAACCUGGGCGAGCUAAACGAGGCAGUCGUAAAGCACCCGUCCUUCCGUUUGUCUCUCUGCUGA